AUGGCCACAACAAGCAACGUGGCGCCCUCCAAGGUCGGGGUCAUCUCGAUCGGCGACAUGGGCGUUGGCAUCGCCAAGCUUCUCGUUGCCAAAGGCUUCCGUGUCGCAACCAACGUCAAAGGACGCAGCGAAGACACCGUCCAACGCGCCCGCGACGCCAACGUUGAACUCUUGGACUCGGACUUGGACCUGGUGUCCCAGUGCGCCGUCGUCCUCUCCGUCGUCCCUCCGCGGGACGCCGAGGCGACGGCGGAUCGCAUCAUCGACGCCCUCGCCGGCGUCUCGCGCGAUGCGCCUCUCUACUUCGUCGACAUGAACGCUGUUGCGCCCUCGACGUGCAAAUCUGUUGCCUCGUCCUUCGCCCGCGCCCGCGUCCCCGCGCUCUUCGUCGAUGCCUGCAUCAUCGGCGCCCCGCCCCGCCCACAAUCCGCCCCCAACGCCGGCACCAACGUCUCCUCAUCCACGCCUCCACAGGGCGAGGACGGCGACGACGGCUGGUACGUCCCGGGGAUGCCCAUGUCCGGCCCGCAUAAGCUGGCCGACCUCUCCCUUCCGGGGACAGAGGGUCGUGAGACGGAGACCUUUGGCGCCCGCCUCAGCGCCGUGCUCGGCGGAAACCACAUCUCCCCCGACGUCGGCGCCGCGAGCGGCCUGAAGAUGUGCUUCGCCUCCAUGACCAAGGGAUUCACCGCCAUCGCCACGCAGGCAUUCACGAGCGCCCAGCGCAUGGGCGUCCUGGACCACCUGCGCAGCGAGCUUUCGGUGCGUCUGCCAGGCAACCUUGCUCGCGCUGAGAAGGGCAUCGUAUCGAUGCCGCCCAAGGCGUAUCGAUGGGUUCGCGAGAUGGAGGAGAUCAGUAAGACGCAUGCUGAGGAGGGCGGCUUCGGGCCCGAGCUGUUUAUGGGUGCGGCGGGGGUGUACAGGGCCGUGGCAGAGGACUCUCCGCUCGGAACGGAGAAGAUUGGCAAGAGGAAGAGGGGCACAACGGUGGAGGAUGUGGCGGCGGCGUUGACUGAAGGGUUCGAGAGGAAGAAGAAGAAGACGGAUUAA
Molecule: messenger RNA, 1050 nt
Organism: Colletotrichum graminicola M1.001
Lineage: Eukaryota; Fungi; Ascomycota; Sordariomycetes; Glomerellales; Glomerellaceae
Exons: 2
Coding region: 1-1050 (349 amino acids)
Molecular function (GO): NADP binding; oxidoreductase activity, acting on the CH-OH group of donors, NAD or NADP as acceptor
Source: RefSeq, a predicted model, not a curated record